AUGAUGGACUCUGUUUCACUUUCCUGUAAAGACUGUUCCUCCUGGAAGGGGCUCCUGCUCACAGUCUCACUUUUAAUCUGCUGGCUGCUUCCCAGUACUUCCCAGCUCACCAUUAAAUCAGUGCCUCCAAUUGCUGUUGAAGGGGAAAAUGUUCUUCUGUUUGUGCAUAACCUGCCGAAGAAUGUUAAAGCCUUUUCCUGGUACACAGGAGUUACAGCUAUCAAGAGUUGUGAAAUUGCAAGUCAUGUGAUUGCUACCAAAUUUACUGUGGUGGGACCUGCACACAGUGGUAGAGAGACACUAUUCAACAAUGGAUCUUUGCUGAUCAAUAGUGUCACCAGAAAAGACUCAGGAUACUACACUCUACAAAUACUUGGUGCAACCUCAAGACGUAAAAUAAUACGUGCAGAAUUCUUUGUGCACAGCCCACUUUUAGGCUACAAGGAUCAUCUUACCCCUUCUCAACUCAAAAUUGGGUUGGUACCACCCAAGGUUGAAGAAAACAACAAUAUUAUUCUGUGGGUUUUUAAUCUGCCAAAGAGGCUUCAAGGCUUUGUCUGGCACAAAGGAGUACUUCCACUUGGCCAUUUGAAGAUAGCAAGCCAUUCAUUCCUCACCAAUUCAACCAUACUGGGGCAUGCAUAUUAUGACAGAUUGACAGUUCGCAAUGAUGGAUCCAUGCUUCUCUUGAAUGUCACUCAGAAAGACGCAGGGCUUUACACUCUACGAACAUUAUCUGUCGAUUUGAAAUCAGAAUGGGCCAUUUUGGACCUCCAAGUAAACAAACUUUGA
This is a messenger RNA of Mastomys coucha (southern multimammate mouse), 792 nucleotides long. RefSeq names its product carcinoembryonic antigen-related cell adhesion molecule 3-like. Bases 1 to 792 code for a protein of 263 amino acids. Gene Ontology annotation, biological process: T cell activation. Gene Ontology annotation, cellular component: external side of plasma membrane. Lineage: Eukaryota; Metazoa; Chordata; Mammalia; Rodentia; Muridae. The record is from RefSeq and is a predicted model, not a curated record. The transcript is spliced from 4 exons.